UCUGCUUUACUUUUUCUUCUUGAUGGGACAAGCGCAAAACAAAAAUUUAAAAAGGAUAAGGCCAAAUGAAAACAUUGGCGUUAGUAACUGUUUCAAUAAAUUUAUUUAUACGAUUUAUACCUAAUAUAUAUUGUAUUUUAACAAUCAUUCAAUACUGUAACCGCAAAAUUGUAAAUAAGCAUGUCGUCCAAGAACAACUGUCGGAAAUUUUUCCUCCGGGACGUUGAUAUUCCUCUGGCUACCAGCCAGGCCCAAGUUCUCAAGCCAUCUCAGACCUCCAACACUAUCAGACGCAAAGAUGUAAAAGUAAAAAAUAAUCCAUCUGGUAGCGCACCGGCUACGAAGACCACCACAUCGGCUGCAAACAAGUUCAAGGAACCGGAACUGCACAGUGCAUUAAAUGUGCGCAAGGAGAUCGAAAAAGUUAAAGGGAUGCACACGAAGCCUCCAACCAGCAUCGGCGAACUGACGCCGAAGAGUAAAAAGUUUGUUCGCGAGCAGAUCACCAAAAAACUCAACUUCCAUCACGACGAAAACGUUUUUAAAGGAUUGGUGCCAGUGAACGUGAAUGAUUCGGUGUUGAUCCCUACCAGCAGGAAGCCGCUAAGGAGUACGUACGUUGCAAAAGAGAAACGUGACCCGGAACCAGAGUUAGGUGACUUUUUGCGCCCGAUUUCUAAGUGCAAUGUGCCAUUCGAGCCGUAUUUGGCACCUGAACCAGCUCCACGGCGUCCAAACUUUAACAACUUUGACCACAUUUUGGAAGUAUUUGCAAAGGUUGAUGUUGGGGCAUGAAGAUGAAUAGAAAUGUAUCUAAUUAUUGUUUCAAA
This is a messenger RNA of Armigeres subalbatus, 830 nucleotides long. It is a transcript of the gene Rcd4, whose product is annotated as protein PPP1R35 homolog. Lineage: Eukaryota; Metazoa; Arthropoda; Insecta; Diptera; Culicidae. The transcript is spliced from 3 exons. Bases 181 to 795 code for a protein of 204 amino acids. The record is from RefSeq and is a predicted model, not a curated record.